AUGUCCUUGUGUCGAGCCGCCUACAGAGGAUCCAUACACACCACCAGAAGUUUCUCCACUCCGCCUAUCCUCCUUCCUUCAAGACUUUUCAGUCAAUCUUUCUUUCGCCAAGAUGAUCGUCAAUGGCGCAACCAUCCUCCCUCUCGGUCGCCGAAACACAAUGUCACCAAGGUCCUGCUUGUCGGGCUAGCCAUUGGUACAGGUAUUGGGUGGGGCGUUAAUCAAUACUCGGGCGCAACGACUCGUUCUUCCAAUAAAUACGGCUCCCCCGAAGAUUUCGCUAAGGCAAUUGAAGAGCUCACGUCUCACCUAGGACCAGACAAGGUUUCGACGAACCCCGACGACCUCGAUAGCCAUGGUUUCUCGGCGAACGACUACCAUCCAGGGAUUAGCCCCAGCGUCGUGGUGUACCCGGAAACUACAGAAGAUGUCGUACUCAUCGUGAAAACGGCCACUCGUUUCAAGAUGCCAGUCAUCCCUUAUUCCGGAGCUACCAGCUUAGAAGGUCACUUCCGCGCUUCUUAUGAUCGAUGGCAGCACUCUAGUGGCGGGAUCUGCGUCGACCUGAACCGCAUGGAUCGUAUCCUCAAAAUCCAUCCUGAGGACUCGGAUCUUGUCUGUCAACCAGCUGCUCGAUGGAUGGACAUAAACGAGACGUUGAAGGAGAAAGGCAUCCCAUUAUUCUUCCCCUGGAAAGGCCGAGCUGACGUUUGGCAUCAGAUCGAUCCAGCUCCAGGGGCGACUAUUGGUGUAGCCGUCGCCCAAUUCCCCGACGUCAAAGCCGCCACACAAGCAGUCGCCGAAAUCCUCAACAGGGGCGUUGGAAUCCAAUGUGUCGAACUAGUCGACGACGUCUUCAUGCGCGCUACCAACACUUAUGGCGUCUCAAAGCGGAAAUGGGCAGAGAAGGAUUCGUUGUUUUUUAAGUUCCAAGGGCCAACGGAGCGGUCUCUGAAGGAGACGGCUGAGAUUGUGAAGGGCGUGGUGAAGAAGUAUGGUGCGAAUGGGUUCGAGCUGGCGAGGAACCGGGAGGAAGCGAAUGAGCUUUGGCAGGAUAGGAAGAAUGCGCAUUAUUCGGGAUUGGCGCUUAUUCCUGGUUCGAAGGGCAUUGCGACGGACGUUUGCGUCCCAGUAUCGAGGCUUCCCGAGCUCGUUCACGAGACGAAGAAAGAUCUGGCGCAGGUUGGCCUCGUAUCGACGAUAGUAGGCCAUGUAGGGGAUGGAAACUUCCAUGCGCUCAUUUUAUUCGAGAAUGAUGACGAGUUUGGGAGAGCGAAAGGCGCAGUUGAUAGGAUGGUUAAGCGUGCUAUUGCGCUUGAUGGUACCUGCACCGGGGAGCAUGGCGUCGGCCUUGGGAAGAAGAAAUACCUAGUGGAGGAGUUGGGAGAGGGUACUGUCGCGUUGAUGAAGACGAUCAAAAAGGCGAUUGACCCGCUGGACUUGUUUAACCCUGGCAAGCUUUACCCCGACGAAGAUUCUCCAGACUCAAGAGAACAUAGAUGA
This is a messenger RNA of Coprinopsis cinerea okayama7#130, 1503 nucleotides long. RefSeq names its product D-lactate dehydrogenase cytochrome oxidoreductase. The transcript has 9 exons. Gene Ontology annotation, biological process: lactate catabolic process. Gene Ontology annotation, cellular component: mitochondrion. Gene Ontology annotation, molecular function: D-lactate dehydrogenase (NAD+) activity; FAD binding; D-lactate dehydrogenase (cytochrome) activity. The coding region runs from base 1 to 1503 and encodes 500 amino acids. The record is from RefSeq and is a predicted model, not a curated record. NCBI's taxonomy places the organism in Eukaryota, Fungi, Basidiomycota, Agaricomycetes, Agaricales, Psathyrellaceae.